This is a messenger RNA of Podarcis lilfordi (Lilford's wall lizard), 1634 nucleotides long. Lineage: Eukaryota; Metazoa; Chordata; Lepidosauria; Squamata; Lacertidae. The record is from the annotation of a GenBank genome assembly.
AUGUCGACUUCUUUCGUCCAAGUCGAGAAGCUACACCCAACGCCUUUCGAGGUGGAAUACUUUGACCAGUAUGAUUUCUACAGCCUGACGGACAGAUACAGCAGUAAGUGCACUGCAGAAAUGGGGGAGAACCCAAGGAUGGGAAAAUCCCAUAUUGUGAAGGGAUUCUUAGGGUUGCAGUAGAAACUAUGCUCUGGGUCGUUUGAAAAACACUGGCAUAGAUAAAGAAGAAACAUAUAGAAGGAUGGCAGGGAACUAGGCACAGUGUAAAACCGUAAUGCUGAACAGCAAGCUGUGAGUGAUCCCGUGCAAAAGAUUGCACCUCUGUUUGCUGCAUUAAAUUCUAACACCCGAUUCCCUUCUCACAAAUCCCCCACCCUAAUAUUUGAAUUCCAGCUUCACCUACAUACAUGCCUUGCAAGCCAAGUUUUUGUGCAUCUUUAACCACUCCAGCUGUGUGCUGCCAUAAAGUUGGUUAAAACAGGUUACUGGUCUGUAAUAGCAUUAUACUGUAGUCAUUUUAGGCUUGCCUACAGUGAGGAGGAAAAAGGAUGUCAAAUGGUUAACAAAUCAGUACUAAGCGAAGGGUGCGUUUUUCCUUAUAAACAAACAGCCCCAAGUUACCAUUGGAAUGCUCUUCACAAACAGAGCGAUGCAUAAAUGUGAAUCACUCUGGUAGUGCCUGAUUCACAAGAUGACUAGCAAAGAUCUACUGUCACUGCAUGAAUCACCUCUAGCUGUUCAAGUCUUUUCCUCCAUGGGUGGAAAAGCAGCUAGAGGGUAUGAUUUCGAGUAGCAAAACAAUGACCACAGGGGAAAAGGGCUUAAGUCACAACUCCCUAGGCUGUUUUUCUUCAUCAUCCAGGAAAACUGCGUAUGCAAAGGACAAGCCACAGCAGCUCACCUCUCUGGAAGAAACCUGCUUCUUAGGCUAGGUCUGUGUGGUGAAAUUAGCAUUAGCUAAAAGCAGCAGAAUCCCUACCCCUAGUAACACUAGAGAAGCAGAUGCAAGCUAGUGCAUGGCCACCCCUCACCCUCAAAAUAAUUAGCCGCUUGGGGAAAUUAUAGUCCAACUGCCUGUGAUGCAGAAUAUGAUUAACUUGUGUUUGGUUCCGCCAGGUGGCUCCUCCCGCAAAGGUCGUUCCAAGAAAGAGGCGGAGGAUCAUACAAACCGCCCAAAUCCCGGGGGCCAUGAACGUAAGAUAGUAUUGAAGCUGCAACGCACGGAGCAAAAACGGAAAGGGACAGCAUCCAAGAAAUGAAAAACGCAGGUGAGAGGCCUCCUCUGUGCUGCUCAACAAAAUGGCCGCCCUUCUGCCAAUGAAAGGACACUACCCACUUACAUGAACAAGAUAUCCACUAUAUAAAAAGGGGGCUGCUCCUUUUUUAAAGGCAAGAGACAUAAUCAAAAACAAUGAGAGCGGGACAAAUUUAGGGUAAUGCAUAUUUAAAAUCCCUUCACUUCACUACUGGGUGUGGAUCAGGUGUCAAGCGAAUACUCACACAUUGGCCGCAGGAAGUUGUGGUGUGCACUGCUCACAAAUCUUUCCCUCACUUUCCCCCCUAUAGCUCUGAGUCUGGUCACAAUACUCAGGUUCUGGACACAACGGCAACGUCGAUACGGAGAUAGCUGA